Messenger RNA from Centropristis striata (black sea bass), 6095 nucleotides. RefSeq names its product zinc finger protein 740a (gene znf740a). Lineage: Eukaryota; Metazoa; Chordata; Actinopteri; Perciformes; Serranidae. The record is from RefSeq and is a predicted model, not a curated record. Gene Ontology annotation, cellular component: nucleus. The transcript is spliced from 21 exons. Bases 617 to 2581 code for a protein of 654 amino acids. Gene Ontology annotation, molecular function: RNA polymerase II cis-regulatory region sequence-specific DNA binding; DNA-binding transcription activator activity, RNA polymerase II-specific. Gene Ontology annotation, biological process: regulation of transcription by RNA polymerase II.
GAGGAGCUUUGUGAUAAUUAGCCUUUAAGAUUAAAAGAUUCAACGACGGCAAUAAUAGAGGUCAUAUUUUACUAGCUAUUAUUAUUAAUCUGGCCCAAGGGGCACUUAAUACAAACAGGGCAAAGGGGGCAGCGGAUUAAUUGCUAAUACUAUCAAAAUAUGUCAGUACGUCCCUGUUUUCUGUCAUUUUAGUGUCCACUCCUUCCUUUUCAUCUGCGUCUUUUCAGUCGUCGUCUCAAUCUGCUACAAACUGAGACAGGCCAGCCACACCACACCAACAUAGAUCAGGCCUAACAUCUCCGCAACAAUCUAAAAAAUGGAUUAACAAACACAUUUCGUCUGCACUUUGAACAAUCGCUGAGUGUUGACAAGGAGCUGGUCGCAGAAGAUGAGCCUUUUCUCUGUGCUGCUGUGUGGGGGAGUGGGUCACAUCCUGUGGCGUUUCCUGUGUUUGUAAACUAGACGGGCUGGAAAACGUCGGGCGACUGAAGCUGAAAGUUUUAAUGCUAGAUGAGUGAGGUGGGUGUGGCUUCCCACCAGCCCGACCAUCCUGACUGACGGAUCUCUGGAUGACCUUGUCCCCACCCCUGUCCCUGCGCUCACAUACACCACAGCAAUGUCACACCUGCCCAGCAGCUCAGUCCGCGACCAUAUGAAAUGGGCGGGGCUGCUUGGCUGCGAGGCUGUCCUCUCCAGCAUGGCCCUGAUGCAGGCCAGCUCUAUGGCUGCUCCGCCCAAAAAAAUGAUGGCUCCACUUGGCCAUGGACCACCACAGAGAGAGGGACCUGACCGUGGUCCCCAGAGCCAUAUGAUCCUCCCGUCUGGAAUGAGCUGUCCACCCCUGCUUAUCCGGAAGGAAGGUGAAUUCCAAGCUCCCCGCCUGCUGGAUGAGAAGGAGAUGAGAGCCAACGAGGACAUGCAGCAGAAAAAAAAGAACAGGAAAUCAGUAACGCCCUGCAAAGUGAGAGAACAAGAAGGAAGGGGAGGGAAGGGCACAGGUGGAGAUGAAAAUGGUCCAUCAUCCAAAGUGCAGAAAAACUUUAUUUGUGAUCACUGUUACGGAGCUUUUAGAAGUGGAUACCAUCUGAAGAGACAUAUCCUCAUUCAUACAGGGGAGAAGCCGUAUGCUUGUGCCGUAUGUGACAUGAGGUUUAUUCAGCGUUACCACCUGGAGAGACACAGCCUCAUUCACACGGGAGUGAAGCCAUACGCUUGUUCCAUGUGUGACAUGAGGUUUUUCCAGCGUUACCACCUGGAGAGACACAGACUCACUCAUACGGGGGUGAAGCCGUACGCUUGCUCCAUGUGUGACAUGAGGUUCUUCCAACGUUACCAUCUGGCAAGACACAGCCUCACUCAUACUGGGGUGAAGCCAUACGCUUGCUCCAUGUGUGACAUGAGAUUUUUCCAACGCUACCACUUGGCAAGACACAGCCUCACUCACACGGGGGUGAAGCCAUAUGCUUGCUCCAUGUGUGACAUGAGAUUUUUCCAGAGAUACCACCUGGCAAGACACACUCUCACCCAUACGGGGGUGAAGCCAUACGCUUGCUCCAUGUGUGACAUGAGGUUCUUCCAGCGUUACCAUUUGGCAAGACACAGCCUCACUCAUACUGGAGUGAAGCCAUAUGCUUGUACCAUGUGUGACAUGAGAUUUAUACAACGUUACCAACUGGAGAGACACAGUCUUACUCAUACAGGGGUGAAGCCGUACGCUUGCACCAUGUGUGACAAGAGGUUUUUUCAGCGCUACCACCUGGCGAGACACAGCCUCACUCAUAUGGGUGUGAAACCUUACGCUUGCACCAUGUGUGACAUGAAGUUUUUUCAGCGUUACCACCUGGCGAGACACAGCCUCACUCAUACGGGUGUGAAACCUUAUGCUUGCACCAUGUGUGACAAGAGGUUUUUUCAGCGCUACCACCUGGCAAGACACAGCCUCACUCAUAUGGGUGUGAAACCUUUUGCUUGUACCAUGUGUGACAUGAGGUUUGUUCAGCGUUACCACCUGGCGAGACACAGCCUCACUCAUACGGGUGUGAAACCUUAUGCUUGCACCAUGUGUGACAAGAGGUUUUUUCAGCGCUACCACCUGGCAAGACACAGCCUCACUCAUAUGGGUGUGAAACCUUUUGCUUGUACCAUGUGUGACAUGAGGUUUGUUCAGCGUUACCACCUGGCGAGACACAGCCUCACUCAUACGGGGGUGAAGCCGUAUGCUUGUUCCAUGUGUGACAUGAGGUUUAUUCAGCGUAACCACCUGGAGAGACACAGCCUCACUCAUACGGGAGAGAAGCCAUUUGCUUGUGACAUGUGUGAUAUGAGGUUUAUCCAGCGCUACCACCUCGAGAGACACAAGCGUGUCCAUAGUGGGGAGAAGCCUUACCAGUGUGAACGAUGCCAGCAGAACUUUUCAAGGACAGACCGGCUGUUGCGGCAUCGACGGUUGUGCCAGGGUCGCGGCGUAGCCAAAGUAGAGAACCAGCCGUGCUGCGAACCGCGCCCAUACCCCCAAGAACCCCCACCCGCACCACCAACCUGGAGUCCCCUGCACCCCCCGCCUGGCCGACUGGCAGUCUGACAUUCCACCUUCCCUACAUCCACAACACCGCCAGAGACGGGACAAGCCACAGGGUUUCUUCUUCUCAGCUCUGUGCGGAGUGACGCCACACUCUAGCACAGACUGAUCUCGCAGCUCCAGUCUUGGGAUUACUAAUGACAGAGGGACAUUUGUGUUUUUCUUUUGUUGACUUUUUACUGUGUUUACUUUUCUCCCCCCGUUUUUUUAAACACGAGACUUUUCUGUGAUGAACAGUGGUCCUGUUUUGUACUUAAUCUAUUUGAUUUUUGCAAAAAAAAGAAAAAAAAGUUUUUAUUGUUGUUCAAAUAUAUCUGCAUAUGGUGGUACUCGGGAAGGGCUGUGGGAAUUGUUUAUCCUGAUGUGUUAGCAACAAAAUGGGAUGAGGUGUGAGGAAAAGUAUUUGAGCUUCUUUUUAAUUUUUCUUUGUGUGGCCCAUUUUGACUCAAAAAGAUUCAUUCACUCUUCAGUCAGAAUUCAUGAAAAUGACAUCUCCUUCCAGAUAAAGCAAGGAAUCCUUUUACGUCAACCAGACCUUUCUUGCCAUUGUCGCAUAGUGCUUAGCAGAAAGCAGUAUCUGGUCUAAAUAUGAUUUAAUAGGAUUUCUGUGAAUUUAUCUAUUUUGGGGGUACCGUUUUAAUGAUUACUUUGUGUAAAUAAUUGAAAAUGUUUAUUAUUAUUUUACUAUCAGACUUGAGAAAUGGUUUAAUUAAUGGUUAUUAUUAAUGGUUUGUUUUUGUGUACAAAAUGGGCCAAAAACGAAUGGAUCAUUAGAAAUUUGUUCAAAUACAGACUGGUGCCACUGUGUCUGUGAAAUCCUGAGGAAACCUGAGAAACUUUGUAAGUGUGUUUAUGAAAAAAAAAAAUCAAACAGUUCUUCAUAACUGUAAACCAGGACUUCCGAGAAAUGGAUGAUGAAAGGGGGCAGCCUGCAGUUGACUGGCUCUGUGCCGCGUCACGGGAGCAUCACCUGUGUAUCUCAUGUUCUGUGUCGUGCUGAUGACUCAGGAAAUGGCACUGGAUGGCAGCCUUGGCGAAUUGUCCUCCCACACUUACCGAGAGUCAUGCUAUUGUAAGUUCAGCUGUGUAUAUAUACAGUAUAUAUACAGAGAUCAACGGGAAAGUGUCUCUUCUUGCUCUGUCCAUUAAUUCUGGUCUAAAAUAGCACAGUUGGCCACUUAAAGUCCCAUUAUGUUGUUUGUACAGAUACUCUCAUUGUGAGAUUAGCGGGGGUAUACAAAAUCUUGUGGCCUUAGUGUGUUUUUUUUUUGUUGUUAAUUUGCCUUUUUUCUCAACUGUUUAUCAUUGUGGAUCAGAUGUAUUUACUAAGACGAGACAGCCUUCCAUCAUCACAUUAUAUUUUUCUUCUGCUUUUUAUCCUAAAGCUGUCCUGGUUACAGAAUGUCGAUGGCUUCAGUGGCGCUAAAACUGACUAAUGUGCUCUCCUGUCGAGAGAGGUUGUCUUUUGAUGGUGAUGAUAAUGAAUAUUAUGGGUCAUUGUUACUGAUUACAGUGUAACACGGAUAUGUAGUCCUUGAGGAACCCCCGGGAGUUUGACAGUCCUUGUGAGAAGUCAGUUGUGCUAAAUUGUUUCCCACUGCAGUGCGCUGGCUGGCCGCACGCCAUAGCAGAAUCAACACUCGCUUGACUCUACUACACACUAACAAUUGCCUUUUUUUAUCCAAAUAUGUGGUUGGUGUGUAAUAAUGGAUGUCUUUCAUGUCAUUGGGUUUAGCCUUAAGUAAGUGCGGAUACACAAAUAAUCAUUGUAGUACUAAAUGAUAUUGUAACGGACGUUUCUUGUACCUUUGAUGAACUUUGAUCGUACUGUGGGAAAAGUCUCUGACGGUCAGACAGCGGAGAGCCGGUUGAUCGGGGCCACUUUGCUGCCUGUUGAACAAGUUUCUCAAACUUGAUCCUUUCUGUGACUGGUGAGCUGGAGGUUGCGUCGUCCUGUCUGUCAGUGCUGGGUAGGAGGAUUAUGUGUGAGGCUGAAACGUGCUUGUACAUAUGAAGACAUCACAGCUGUUCUAGGGCUGUCCUCGAACCGGAGAAAUAUGUUGUCAGCUAAGGCUUGUGCGAGUUUUGUUGACUAAUCGAUUUAGUUGAUUUAAUCAACAGAUCUAUGAAAACAGUUUGUUUUUACCAGAGAUGUGCUCAAAAGUUUCUUGGCAACAAGUCAUGUAAAAAAGCUUUUAAAAUGACUAAUCGACAAAAGAAAUCUGAGUCAACUAAGACAAAAACGACUAGUUAAGUUGAGGAAGAGGGGGCAGCCUUAAACUGUUCUUGGGCACCAGAGAAAGUAAUGGAAACCAUCAGGUUGAUUUCAAGGUGUUUUUUUUUUGGUUGUAUUGUAAUUUAAAGGUCAAGAUAAGCUUCAGUGAAAGUGGAGGUAGAAUCCCAGAGUGCAUUACCUGGUGUUUUGAUUUCUAGGAUGACAGAUGUUUGUGUUGGAUACAAAUAAGCAGAUUCCUGAGUUAAGUGAUAUUUUACCUAAAGUAUUAUUGGGAAGGUUUUUUUAAUUAUUGAUCCAUUGAUAUCAAGGCAAAGUUGUGCGAUGGUUUGAGUGUGUACAGAGAUGUGAUUCAGUUUUAAGCUUUUUUCACAAGAUGAAGUAAACCCCAGUGGCAGCAAGAGGGACCAAGUUUGAGAAAUGCAUUCAUUUGCUCUGGAAACACUAUUAUUAAUCUGUGGAAGGGAAACUGCUGGUGUGAGCACAUGCUAAAAUGGCUAAAGGGCAAUACAGUAUAUAGUUGACAUCACUUGUUAAUACCUUUUUGUCUUUUUAUUGUUUUUUAGUAUUAUCAAUCUCAUUGUUAAAAUGCAAUAGAAUCCUUGAGUCUCAGAUCAUUUGUUUAUAAGAUUGAGGUUUAAUUUUUUUUUUUUUUUUUCAGACAGAUCCAAGGAUUUAUUUGUCUGAGAAUUUCUCAUCAAAUUUUGAUGAUUGUUUCAAGGACCUUUUUUUUAUUCUGAUGAAAUUGUAAACACUGGAGUGAAAGGAAAAAAAAAGACAUGAAUAUUUUUUUCCUUCAGACUGUACUAGACUUUAGGUUUUAGACAAAGCCUAUCUCUCCUCAACUUGACACAGAAGGUGGACAGAACAAUUUGGAUCAGUACAGUUGAGAGCCCAGUAUGUUCGGUAAUUUUGACAUUAGAGGCAGUAGUACCACAAGAAAAAUGUUUUCUUUCUUAUACGAAGUCCCUGGUAUUUGUAGUAAAUUAUAUUGAUAAUGGUAUUAGAUGAACAACAGCAUAACAGUAGCUAUCACAGAUUAGUUGUUUUCUUUAUUAGUCUUGCAUGCAGAGUUAUGGUCCUCAGUUAAGAUAGGAUCUUGAUAUUGAUUAUUUUGUGUAGGAAAAUGAGUGCAUAAGAAUAACUUCCUAAAAAAAUGUUACAAUGAUUAUUGUAAAAUGGGCUAACUAAUAUGUACCCUUGUGAUCCAAUUAGUUUCAACUAUAUGAAAAUCAGAGGAGAGGCUUCUUACUAUUAUGCUGAAAUAAAAUAAUUUGUAAAGGA